CUUAAAUUUUACAGUGCAGGUACCACCAAUGGCCAAAAAGUUGCACUUUUACUAGAGUUGUUAGGUUUAAAAUAUAUUUUAAGACCAGUUGACUUUAGAAAGACAAAGGAAAACAAACAAGAAUGGUUUUUGAAGAUUAAUCCAAAUGGGAAAAUUCCUGCAAUUCUCGAUGUUGACUCAGAGGGCAACACUAUUACUUUGGCUGAAUCAGGUGCUCUAUUAUUAUAUUUGGCAGAAAAAUAUGAUGUGAACCACAAGUAUUCAUAUGCUUCAACAGAUCCUUUACAUUGGGAAGAAGUUGAGUUGUUAUUCUUCCACGCCAGUGGAUUGAAUCCAGCACAAGCCAACUUGAAUUGGUUUAGAAACAAUUCACCAGAAGACGCCAAAAACAUUGAAAGAUUCAACGAUGAGGUUAUCAGAAGUUAUCAAAUCCUUGACGAUAAACUAGCUUCAAAUGGUUCAGGAUUCUUGGUUGGUGACCACGUUUCUUUAGCUGAUUUGAUUGCGUUACCACAUGCCAGAGUUUUGAGUAACAGUGGUAUCGAUGUUUCUCAGUUCAAGAACUUGGAAAAAUGGGUUGCUAAAGUCAGCGACAUCCCUGAAGUUAAAAAAGCUUUGGCCUUG
Messenger RNA from Hansenula anomala, 624 nucleotides. RefSeq names its product glutathione S-transferase family protein. The record is from RefSeq and is a predicted model, not a curated record. The annotation marks the transcript as partial. NCBI's taxonomy places the organism in Eukaryota, Fungi, Ascomycota, Saccharomycetes, Phaffomycetales, Wickerhamomycetaceae. The transcript has a single exon.